AUGGAUCCAAGUACAGACUCAACAGCGGAAGCAAUUAAAAAUGCCCUAGACGCGUUAAAUAAUACAAACAGUGGUGUAAAUUCAAACAUUGAAAUGACCGAGUGCAAUACAGUCACCCAACAGCAAUCAGAUCUUGAAACUCAACAAAACCGCCAACUUCAGGCAGAGCAACAAUGGAAAAUGAUGCAAGACCAACAAAAACAGUUGCUGCAAUACCUUCACGAGCAACGCAUAACUAAGCUGCAACAACAACAGAAUUCUCAACAGGGUCCGCAGCUUCAGCAAUCUUCACAAUUGCAGCUAAGCAGCCAACAACCUCAACAAAAUGUAAGUAAAGAACUCAAUAUUUUGGAAAAGAACUCUGCUAAAAGACAAAGAACUUAUGAUUCUCAUGAUAAGUAUAGCGUACCAGUUUCUAAUAGAUAUGAAAUAUUUACAGAAGAUGAAACUGCAAAUGAACCAGUCAAUACUACCCCACUAGUGAAAAUCCUUCCCAUAUAUGUACUAGGUAAAAACUACAAAAUAAUAUUAGAUGAUAUCAAAUCAGUAACCAAAAACGAUUUUUGCACUAGAACAUGUCAGAAUGGAAUCAAGGUUUUCUUCACCGAUGUAGAAGGACUUAAGAACCUAUAA
Molecule: messenger RNA, 633 nt
Organism: Gryllus bimaculatus (two-spotted cricket)
Lineage: Eukaryota; Metazoa; Arthropoda; Insecta; Orthoptera; Gryllidae
Source: the annotation of a GenBank genome assembly